Molecule: messenger RNA, 1530 nt
Organism: Fusarium keratoplasticum
Lineage: Eukaryota; Fungi; Ascomycota; Sordariomycetes; Hypocreales; Nectriaceae
Exons: 3
Coding region: 1-1530 (509 amino acids)
Source: RefSeq, a predicted model, not a curated record
AUGACCGACGACCAACUGACUCAAUUUAUGAAGAAGCACCGUGAUUCAACGGGUAUUUACAGCCUUCCUGUUGAUGGAUGGGAGAAACUGUCAAAGGACGAGCGCGAGCGUCUUGCUAGCAGAUUGAAAUCCAAGGGGCGAGUUAUCUCUCUGCACAGUGAGCCCAGCUCACAGCCGCUUGAUCUCGAUGAUCUCGAUGCGCGCCUACGUCAAGUCCCGCCAAAUGAGCAGAACGAGAGGUGGAAGGACUUUCGCAAGUGGCAAAAGGAUAACCGAGGACUCGAGGACGAGAACGACACCUACGACGCUCAUGUCAAAGAGGCGACGUUCUGGGCGAAGCGAAUCAAGCUUGACUGGGCGCGAGCUGACUUCGAGGACAAGUUGAAGAGGAAUCCAUUGUGUCUCGAGGCUGAAUGGAGGUAUGAAAUGAAGGCCCGCAACCGCCAGCGGCUCCGGUGUCGAGAGCGCGACUGUAACGGUUUCGCCGACUAUUUUGAGGCCGUCAAGCGUCGUCUCGCCAGUCAUGGCAUGGCUCGACCCUUUGAAUUCAAGGAGGAUCCCACACAGCAAGACCAGCUCACCACAUGGAUUGAGUAUCUCGGCUACGAAUAUUGGUGUCUUGAUGAACACGCCGGGGAUAUGGAACGUCUGGCCCCUAAACACGACGAAGCUUGGAAAAGACUCGUCGACGCCAAGAUCGUCGGACCUCACGAAACCAUAGACGACAUACGUUCCAUGAGAGGCUCACUCCAGCGUGAAAACGACGCUCAACAAGCUCACACCGAGGUCCGUACGGCGAAAGCAGAGGCCCAAAGAGUCUUCGACCUGACCCAGGAAUCACCAGAGCGCUUCCUGAUUCCCGAGAAGCAACGGGUAGAGAUGCUGAACAAGGUGUCCCGAGAUGUCGAGCGUGCUGAACGUCGUCAUAAAAGAGUCAAGGUUCGAAAUGACAAAGUGAGCGCUUUUGUCAGCGGCACGCAUGAAUAUGCCAGGGCGAAGAUGAAGUGGACUUGCCACAGUUUGUAUGUGCAGUGGGUUCUGAAGCAGCUUCCGUUGGUUGAAGCCGAGAUGGCGCAGGCCGAGGCGGAAAAGUCUCAUGCGAGCCAGAACAGGGGGAAGAAGCGAAUGCUCAGUCCCCAAGAAAAGUCUCCCGCUGGCCCCAGCCAGAAGAGACAGAAGAUGGCGCAAGGAUCGCUUUCACCUGCAGACGGCAACUUGAAUAAACCAGCAGAGGGCACGGCGCAGAGGAAAGAGAAAGCCCAAAGUUCGAGGCCGACCAAGGCGGCUCGGAAGCGUUCGUGUCGAUCUGCAGAUGCCUCUUCACUUCCACCAGGUGGGCUUCGUCGCAGUGCACGCAUUGCAGCACGUCAACCUCCUGCCCAACCAGAACCACGUCAAUUGCGCCCGCGACCAACGAAGAAGCCGACUAGAAAGUCAGAGACCAGUACUGGUGUGAAGGGAAAGAAAGGUGGCGGAGUAGGGAAGAAGAAGUCUGGAAUCAAGACCAGGUCAAAGACGAGUCGUCGUUGA